Molecule: messenger RNA, 3491 nt
Organism: Strongylocentrotus purpuratus (purple sea urchin)
Lineage: Eukaryota; Metazoa; Echinodermata; Echinoidea; Camarodonta; Strongylocentrotidae
Exons: 5
Coding region: 491-1198 (235 amino acids)
Molecular function (GO): DNA-binding transcription factor activity
Source: RefSeq, a predicted model, not a curated record
UGCGCCUGCCUAGCCUCAGCUCGAUGGACAGCGCAUGCAGCAUUAACGGCAUGUAGAAAUAGAGAGCGAUGGAGAGUGAUGGGGCCAGCAGAAUAGACUCGGCUCCUGGGGCCGUAUCGUUGCCCUGGUCUGAUUUAUGAUGCCCAGUCAGUGAAGAUUAUUUGAAAGGCUGGGUUAAAACUCUCACAGAAGCUGAACAAGUUAGACAAUGUUUUGAGGAAUCCACAGGCCUCCGGUUUGUUGGGGAGAGAAGGGGGAAGGGUUUUGGCAUGAACGACUCUCUAUCGUCACAGUCCGCCGGAACUGCUGGCUUAGAAACACCUUCCAACACCGGCGAAAGCAGAGUGGAUGCCGUGGAUUUCAUGUUGGACUCGGACGAAUCUAAUGUUACCAACAGUACAUCAACUAAGCUGUCAAAUCAUACAGAUGUCCCCAAGUUGGCAUUUGUCUGAUACAAACAUGGGAACUUCCUUGCGAUGGAGUACCAUUUAUGAUUAUGGGAAAGUACUUUCUCACUUGCUUCUUAGGAAGGAAUAAACAUAAGUCUUCACAACCAGCUUUAAGAGGGGAGAAGUUACAGGUUGACAGACUAGGAAGAAAUAGCAAGAAGAACCACAGAUCAAAGAAGAUUGGAUGUCCAGCCAUGUUGGUUAUGACAGAGGUCAUCAGGUUCCCACAGUACCAGGUCUCCCAGAUGACGAGAAGUAGAAUGAAUGACAAGACCAAACUUUUACGAGAGCAUUUAUUUCAAAGGGCAGCCGUAGAAACAGAACAUAAGAUCUUUAUUUCACUUCCUGCAGAUGACGAACAUCAGAACACACAUCCUCUAGGACAGAGUCUUGUUGAAUGCUUCCCUCCAAGGAAACAACAAAGACUUACUCCCAUUCAACAAAAUGCAGAAAGGUGCAGAGCCAAAAUAGACUCUCUUGUACAACUGUUGGAUGUUUGUAAUUACCAGCGCAUACUACGGGAGUUGGAAAAACAGCUUGAUGAUAUGCUUGUCAUGAUGAAACAGUGUAUGGAGUUAGAAAAGAACACAAAGGAACGAUUGAACAAAGGAAGAGCUGAAAAGAAGAGAAGGAAAAAAAAGCAGACAGAUGGAGUUCCUGUGUGUCUCCAGAGCGAAGAGUGUGUCAAUGAGAUUAUCAUUGCAACAAGUGGAAUCAGCAAAGAGUUGACUUGCCACACAGGAGUUUGAAACAUCCUGAAGUAGUCUGAAGAUCUUGAAAAGACCAAAACCAAAAGAAGAGAAGAACCAAUUCCAACUACAGGUCUUUGACAAGUGCAAAUAUCGCAAGGGUGAUUGGGCAUCGACUCUACCAGUCUACGCAAAUAUGACGUUCAACAGUAGACGGUGACCUUCCUUCCACACUGUGCAGGUCAGCACAUGUGCAUAAUCGAAACUGGGGAAGACAAUAAGACAAGGUUACUUCCAGCUUCCUUAGAGAAUGUACAGCAGUGUCGACUUGUACUAAACUAUUUUUCCAGGUUUCACGAACUCCCCCGAUGAUUUGAUAAGAUCUACAUGUAUGUAGGCACAAUCAUUUAACAAUCUGUUACUUAUAGUUUAUUGGUUCCGAAACUAUAAUUUAUAUUGGACUUUCCAGUUCUUGACCCAUUGUAUUUCAAUAGGAACCGGAAGUGCCUUUGCCACAUAUACCCACGGCCAAUGCUGCCCUCUAUGGUUAAAUACCAUAGUUGCUGUAGCAAGAAUUACCAAAACUGAAGAAGCAUAGAGUGUUGAUGAACUACAGUGUGAAGAGACCAGGAGAUGUUACAAAAGGCAUGUAUAAAUGCUAUGCAUGUUACACUCAUAAUGACAUCAGAGUGUCAUACAUGUACAAACAUGGAUUUUCACAAUAUUAGACUUCUUUUGAAAGUUUGAAUAUCUUAAUUUAUUAUCAUCGGGUUAUAGUGAAGCCAAUGUAUUUUUUAUAAAGUAAAACUUUACCAUAUUCCUACCUGAUUUUCUUGCGUAGGUUAUUACCAUGAUCAUAAAUGUUAUCAAUCUCGUGCUUCUCUACAUUUUUGUUUUUUAACUUUUGAACUUAACAAAAGACUGGUGAUGGUUGUGGAGACAUUGGUAUCAAUGCACUGUGGUAUUUUUUCACCAGCAGCCGUAAAUCUGAUUAUUCAUGAUUUAAAGAGAAUGGAAAGUUUUAAGGGAUGGAUUGAGUAGCUCUACUCAUCAGAUGAAGUUAGAAGUUAGAUUUCUACUUACAUGUCAACCAAGAGUAUAUUUAAAGACAUUUAUUUGUUCAUUAGGGUAGAUUGGUAAUCCAUUUGGAAGUAUUAGAUACAUCUAGACAUUUGUGCAAAAUUUCUCAGAAUACACAUGUAGGCUUUUUUCAAUUAUUUGAACAAAUAUUUGAGUUCAAUCCUAAUGAAAGUAGAGAAAAAUUGACUAUUUUGUUACAUUAUAAUGUGCAUUAAGACUACUAUACUGGUAUGAAUUGUUACUUUGGCAAGUCAAAUUUUUGGUCAUUUGGUGUUGCAAAUGUUGCCAAGAGUAAAGUAUACAAAAUUUGGUCUGAUCGAAUGUCAGUUGCACUAUGGACCGUUGCGUGCCACUGGGGUGAUAACAGGCACCUCAAAUGUGGACGCGAACCAGGUCCACAUCAUGCUUGAAUGCAUGGCUGUUGCCUUGCAACAGAGCCACGGGCCGUGAAGCCCGGGGCCUCUACAAGUCGAGCUAUCCCACGAGGGGGAGAGCCGCUGGUAGUAGUCUCUUUUAUUCAGUGACUUAGAAUCUCUAGACCUCGACAUUACUGGCGCCGGAGCACAGCCCUGCUGGCUGGCCCGGACGUGGUAUCCGUCGGUAAAUUACUACAGGGCAAAACUCCAGGCACACCAGGCAGGAGAGCAACCUGUCUCAAGACGCCCUUACCCCCCCCCCCCCCCCUGCCGCACCAAACUCACUCACUAGUGAGUCGGUAACGACAGCCGCAACUGGGGGGAGAAAAUAAGUAGCAACAGCGUCGCUACAAAACAAUGCCGCUACAACAAAACGUAGCGAAAACAAAAAAGCCCUAGCAUAGCAAACAAAGCAGCUACGAAAAGGGAGAAACGCUUAUCUUGGCGUCAACAAAAUUAACUGAAACGAACAGCAAGCCCAAACAAAGGAGCCACGUCGUUAACAAAACACAUCACAACAAAAGAGGUAUGCACAAUAAAAAUGUCCAUAACAUUCAAGUUCACACAGUGAAAAACCCUGGUACACAAAAAACUGUGCCCGGGAUUUAACUCAAAAAAGGAAAUACGCUUGGCAAAAGUGAACACUAAAACUGCCAAACUAAAGUGACUGAGGGUUAAAAAACCUGAACCAAAUUGUAUAAAAACAAAAUGGAAAUUACAGAAAGAAAGGCACCCAAAACGCUGUUAGGAGUCAAAACCUCCAAAUUUUGCACGAGUGACUUAUCUGUACUCCUUAUCGAUUGACUGCGAAAAAGGGAGAGGAAGUUGCAUGGGUGUGUGGUGCGCACGUGACAGGU